UCUUACGGCCAUCAAACCAAAAUUCUCAUUUUCCCUCUCUCUUUCCAUAAGCUUCCAAGUCUUCAUCCACUCAUGGAGAACCUGAAGAAGUCGGUGAUCAAAAUCGCUUACAGCAGAGACCAUACUGACCUCUCUCAUUUGCAUCGCUCUUUCAUCCCCUUCCUCUACAUGGCGUCUUCUCUCUACAAGCUCGCUCUCUCCCUUCGUCACCGUUUCUACCUCUACGGCAUACUCCGCAAGCAUCGGUUGCCAGUGCCAGUUAUUAGUGUUGGGAAUUUGACUUGGGGAGGCAAUGGGAAAACACCAAUGGUCGAGUUCAUUGCCUUAUGGCUUGCGGCCUCUGGGAUUUCACCUCUAAUUCUUAAUAGGGGCUAUGCUGGUGGAGAUGAAGCUAAAAUGCUUAGGAGGCAUCUUGCUGGGAGUUCCGUUAAAGUAGGUGUUGGAGCAGAUAGGAGAGCUACUGCUGCUUGGUUUUUUAACAAAUAUGGUUAUGUUGAAUCUCAAAGCAGCACGUUGGCUGAGAAAUAUUGCUUAAAACAAAUGGGAAAUCUUCCUAAAUCUGAAAAAAUUGGUGCUGUUAUUCUUGAUGAUGGGAUGCAGCACUGGAGUUUGCACCAUGACUUGGAGAUUGUUAUGUUCAAUGGGAUAACAUUGUUGGGAAAUGGGCAAUUAUUACCACUUGGACCUUUAAGAGAAACAUUAGAUGCACUCAAGAGGGCCGACGUUGCCAUUAUUCAUCAUGCUAAUCUGGUUUCAGCACAAAAUAUUGAAGAUAUUGUGACAAGGUUGCGGAAAAUUAAGGAUUCGCUUACUGUAGUGUUUACUGAAAUGUGUCCUGCAUAUUUCUUUGAAGUGACAACUAUCAACUCCAAAAUAUCAUUGGAAACAUUGUCUAAGAAUGUAGUAGUAUGUGUUUCCGCCAUUGGCUCUGCUGAUGCUUUUGUGCAGACAAUGCAAAAGAUUGGAGCAUAUCAUGUUGAUCGACUCGACUUCAGUGACCAUCACGUCUUUCAAGACAGGGAUAUGGCACUGAUCAAAGUGAAGCUUGAGGAAUUGGAGAAGAAAUUUGCUUCCAAGCCCGUCGUUGUUGUUACGGAAAAGGAUUAUGAUCGGGAUCCUAUGAUAUUCAAGUGCUUGCAUCCAUACCGUGUUUUGGCUCUCUGUUCUCACCUGCAAAUCACACGCAGCAAUGGUUGCAGUGAGGAUAGCUUCAAGAAGAUGUUGGAGUUGACGGUAGGAAUAGAACUCUCUUCUUUAAUGAGGUAUUCUUAGCUCAAAUCUGCAGUGGAGGUUAGAUCUUUAGACCAUCAUCUAUGUGAUGAUGUUCAUGCUAGAUGUAUUGAGCAAAAUCAUGUGCAGUUUUUUGUUUUCUUUCAGAUUUCCGUAUAUGAUUAUUGCAUGUGAAGAUCUCAUAUGUUGAACCCCUUUUUGACUGCAAUUUUUGUACAAUAGUUGUAUGUAUGAGGUGUGGAAGUAAAAUGCAUUCCACCUUCUUUUCUUAAAUUUCAAACUGUACUUUUUUUUCUUCAUAACUAUCGUAAUAAAUUUUAUAUUCGCAUA
Messenger RNA from Cucumis melo (muskmelon), 1560 nucleotides. RefSeq names its product probable tetraacyldisaccharide 4'-kinase, mitochondrial. The coding region runs from base 73 to 1272 and encodes 399 amino acids. Gene Ontology annotation, biological process: lipid A biosynthetic process. The transcript has 8 exons. The record is from RefSeq and is a predicted model, not a curated record. Gene Ontology annotation, molecular function: ATP binding; lipid-A 4'-kinase activity. Lineage: Eukaryota; Viridiplantae; Streptophyta; Magnoliopsida; Cucurbitales; Cucurbitaceae.